AAUGAGUGGAAUUUUAAAGAGAAAGUUUGAAGAAGUUAGUGGCACCUCGCCUUGCUCCUGUGUGUGGGAUUCAGAUGAUGACAUUUCUAGCAGUGAAAGCGCUGACAGCGGAAGCAAUGUCCACCCAUCAGCUUCUAAUCAUUUUACCCGACAGAUUAAGGAAAUGUCUACAGACUGAAAACAUGAUUUCAGAGGUCUAAAAAUCUCCUGAGAGAAUCUGCCCUUCUUUGAGAUCACAAGACUUGCGUUACGAGCGUGUUCCACUUUCUGUUUGCUCUCAGACACCUUGCUUGGAAGAACACCAAGUUUUGAGCUCCCAGAGAGACCUGGAUUCAUAGAAGAGUUGGUUGGAAGGGAGCUGUGGGUGGCGUCUUCUGGGCUUUGUGCCCCACUCGGUGACUCUGGGAUAUCAACAGUUCUCAACAAACUUUUUGCCUGGCUGAGUGUUAGCACUGCUCAGCUCUGCAGUGCUACAGGAGCCAUGGAGCAGGUGCAUGUGAUAGCAUUGCAGCAAUGAGCGGAAUUUUGAAGAGGAAGUUUGAAGAAGUUGAUGGCUCCUCACCUUGCUCCUCUGUACGGGAAUCAGACGAUGACAUUUCUAGCAGUGAAAGCGCUGACAGUGGUGAUAGUGUCAAUCCAUCCACUUCUAAUCACUUUACCCCUUCUUCGAUCCUGAAGAGAGAAAAGCGGAAGAGAACAAAAAAUGUCCAUUUUAACUGUGUUACUGUGUAUUACUUCACGAGAAGGCAAGGCUUCACCAGUGUUCCCAGCCAAGGGGGAAGCACGCUGGGAAUGUCCACUCGCCACAACAGUGUGCGCCAGUACACGCUUGGAGAGUUUGCAAUGGAGCAGGAGAGGCUUCACCGGGAGAUGCUGCGGGAACACCUAAGAGAAGAAAAACUCAAUUCUCUAAAAUUAAAGAUGACAAAGAAUGGUACAGUGGAAUCUGAAGAGGCUAAUACAUUGACACUGGAUGACAUUUCUGAUGAUGAUAUUGAUCUGGACAACACUGAAGUAGAUGAGUAUUUCUUUCUACAACCCCUGCCAACAAAAAAGCGAAGGGCACUGCUGCGAGCUUCUGGAGUGAAGAAGAUUGACGUGGAAGAAAAACAUGAGCUACGGGCCAUCCGGCUGUCCAGAGAGGAUUGUGGCUGUGACUGCCGUGUGUUUUGUGAUCCAGAAACUUGCACUUGCAGUCUUGCAGGCAUAAAGUGUCAGGUGGAUCGUAUGUCUUUUCCAUGUGGUUGCACUAAAGAAGGGUGUAGCAAUACAGCAGGUAGAAUUGAAUUUAAUCCUAUCCGUGUACGGACUCACUUUUUGCACACAAUAAUGAAACUUGAAUUGGAGAAAAAUAGAGAACAGCAAGUUCCGUCACUAAAUGGCUGCCACAGUGAGAUAAGUGCACACACUAGUUCUAUGAGUCCGGGACCCCAUCCGGUUGAAUAUUCAAUUGCAGAAAAUUUUGAGAUUGAAACUGAACCUCAGGCUGCAGUCAUGCAUUCUCAGUCAGCCGAGGACUUGGACUGUCCUGGGGAAGAGGAGGAAGAGGAAGAUGGGAGUAGCUUUUGUAGUGGAGUUACUGAUUCUAGCACUCAGAGUUUAGCUCCUAGUGAAUCAGAUGAUGAUGAAGAGGAAGAGGAAGAUGAGGAAGAUGAUGAGGAAGAAAAAGCAGAUGACUUUGUAGAAAGUAUGAGCUCCCAUGCUGACAUGGUGCCUCUUCCUUCUGUCCUUUGCUACUCUGAUGGAACUGCUGUGCAUGAAAACCACUCUAAAAAUGCCUCAUACUAUACUAACUCUUCAAAUCUAUAUUACCAAAUAGAGAACCAUGUUGCUGGCACUGCUAACCAGAUUGGCGAGACUUACUCAGAAAGGGAUGCUGUCAAGAAUGGCAGUCUUUCUCUGGUGCCUUACAGCAUGACUUCAGAACAGUUUGUUGACUACACGCGGCAAUCAGAGGAAACUUUUAGCAGCCCUCAUUACCCUUCUGCAAACCCCUCAGUGAUUGUUUGCUGCUCAUCUUCUGAAGGUGACAGCAGUGCUCCAUGUAACAGUUUAUACACUGAGCAUAGGCCAAGUCACCCUCAAGUGGAAUUUCACUCAUUCUUGAAAGGUCCUUCGCAAGAUGGAUUUGUUCCAGCUUUGAACGGCGAGAGUUGUGUACAAGAGCACCCUGCUGAGAAUUCACUAGUCCUCUCAGAAAAGAGUAGACUGCACGAAGAGUGCAUCAAAUCUCCAGUGGUAGAAACAGUACCUGUUUAAUAUUAAAAUUAUUCUAAGACUGACUUCCUGUAAUAAAAUGCACUCAAGUUGGA
This is a messenger RNA of Gallus gallus (chicken), 2312 nucleotides long. RefSeq names its product cysteine and serine rich nuclear protein 3 (gene CSRNP3). The transcript is spliced from 8 exons. NCBI's taxonomy places the organism in Eukaryota, Metazoa, Chordata, Aves, Galliformes, Phasianidae. Gene Ontology annotation, biological process: regulation of transcription by RNA polymerase II. The record is from RefSeq and is a predicted model, not a curated record. Gene Ontology annotation, cellular component: nucleus. Bases 514 to 2259 code for a protein of 581 amino acids. Gene Ontology annotation, molecular function: sequence-specific DNA binding; DNA-binding transcription factor activity, RNA polymerase II-specific.